Prorocentrum cordatum is the source of this 4935-nucleotide messenger RNA. The record is from the annotation of a GenBank genome assembly. Lineage: Eukaryota; Dinophyceae; Prorocentrales; Prorocentraceae.
AUGCCGAACAGCCCUGGCGUGGCCCAGGCAUCGAAGUACAUGUUCUGGUGCAUGAGCAUGGGGCCGCCGUGGGUGAAGCAUGACGAAUGGACCGAGACGGCCAAUGGCCUGCAAGACACGCCGACAAUUGCGCAGAUCGCGGGCCCGCAGCAGGAUGCUGCCGCUCCACCAGCCAUGGCGGCCCCGUCGAAGGCAACAGUCGCGGUGGACCCGCAGGCGGAGAAGCAGGCGGCGGGCAACGCCGAUGGCGGCAAGCAGGCGCCGAGCCUGCCAGAAGGCGGGGGUCGACUCCUCGCGACGGCGCGCUGCGGCGGGCCGCUCCUGGCGUUCCUCUGGGCGCUCGUGACGGUGGUCCGCGACCCGCCGAGCCCCGAGGAGGAGCCGCUGGAGGGUGAGGAGUUCACGCCCGAGCGGGUGAUGCCAGUGGAGGUAUGGAGCAGGCGCUACUAUCGCCGGAGCGCGACGGAUGGCGUGGAGAUCUUCCUUGUGCGACGGAAGACAGGAAAUUGCUGGGCAGCCCUGUUGCCCGACCUAUCAAUGGGGACCAUCACGAUCACUGCGAAGACGACGGUCUUCGCCGACCCAGUGCCAGGCAUCCGCUGGCAGGCUCUCCCAGCACUCAGCCAGGUGCAGAAGGACAGCUUCAUGCAGCAGGCCACGGACGGACUGCGAGCAGGGACCAUUCCACCUUUGGACUUGUACCGACCGGGGCGUCAGGCUCAGCAGGCUGUCGCCGUCAACGUGGCCUAUGCCGUGGCCAGUUCUGCGCGCUCUUCGCUGCGUACGGUGCGGUGGGCGCUGCGCUCGCCGUAUCGGUUGCUGGGCUUGCUGGCGCUGGGCUUCGUGCUGUUCGAGGCUCUGAAGUACCUGGGGGUGGUGGACAUGAUCGUGGAGACCUGGCUCGCUUUCGUGAGUUGGAUCGUGACCUGCAGGGACACGCUCAUCGAGUCGUCCGAGACAAUCCAGGAGUGGGUGUCUUACGGUGGCGAGUGGUUGGAGUGGGCUCGAAAGCUCAUGCCGCUGCGGCGCUGGGCGGCCUUGCUGCUGGCCCUCAUCCUGCUCAUGAUCUGGGGAGCUCACGAGAUGCAGGAGGCGGAGGAGGCAGGUCAUUCAUCAGUGGCCUCGUCCUCUGCAUCGUCGGUGGUCGGAGACGUUGGAGGAGCCGCGGCCGUGGCGCCUCCGCUGCCACCGCCGGUCGCGGCUCCGCCGCCCGCGGCGGCUCCGUCCGACGCCGCGCUCGUGGCCCAGUUGGACGACUUGGCCGAGUCCCAGAGAGCGAUGGCGGCGGAGCUGAACGAGAUCAGGAUCGCCGAACGUGCGCGGGGGCUGAGGCGCUCGGCCAUGGUGUCGUCGAGCGUAGACCGCGGUGCCGAGGCGGCGGCUGCCAACCAGCUGCAGAUCCAGUCCAUGCUGAGUCGCCUCGACGAGUUCGAGGCUCGCUUGCAGGGAGGUGCGGCGGCGGGGCCCCCUGCGGCAGCCGCGGCACCCUCUCCUGCCACCCCCGCGGGCGCGGCGGAGGGCCCCACCUCGCCUGCGCGCGCGGACGCGACGGUGCUGAUGGAGACUCCGGACAAGCGUGCGGCCUCGGAGCCGGCCGAGGCGGUGCCCCUGGCCAUCAAGCGGAUGAGGUUCAAGGCUCAGAUGCCGCAGCAGGUCUUCUUGGAGCAGCUGGAGGACUUCAAGGAGUGCCCAGCGUCAGAGUGGGCGACCAAGAUGCCCGAGGGCUACAGAGAGAGGAUCGCCCCGGACGUGCUCUCGGAGGUCUACUCGACGGGGAAGACGGCGGAGGCCUGGGCGAGGGACUACAUCCGGGACCGGGGCCUCACCGACUGCAACACCGCUCGGGAGAUGAUCGCGACCUUCGCGGCCGUGGACACCAUGCUCAUGACGGACCGCCAGAAGGGGCUCUUGAAUCAGGUGAGCUUCGAGAGGCUGGUGCGAAAGGGUUACGCGCUGGUGAGGGCCUACCGCAACGUGCACUGCCGCGACGAUUGGAGCAGGCCCAAGGACUCCAAGAGCUGGAAGUCCAAGGUCGACUGGGAGGCGGCGCGGCGCUUGGACCCGCAGCUGGCGGACGAGAGCACGAUCAGGGUCAUGAGUGCGGAGGAGGAGGUGAAGAAGGCCAUGGGUCGGGACGCGCAGUUGAUCAAGGCGCGCACGCACCUGGACGGCGGGGGUGCGAGCCCGCCCACGUCGAGCUCACGGCGGGUGCUCUCACGCUGGCGGGAGGAGUUGGACAUCGCGCAGCGGGCCAAUCGGUGCUUGCUGGGACUUCGCCAGCUCUACCGUGGGACGUUUGGCGACGAGCUCUUGCAUCCUGGGGAGAUCUGGGGUCAGGGGCCACUGCCCAGCACCAUGGACGGGGACCUCUCGAGGCGUGUGCUGGAGGAGGUACGUCGCCUACCACCGCCCCCCUCGACGCCCGAGCGAGGAGCCGCGAUCCUGCGGCUGCGUCCCGCCGCUACGGCGGCGGAGAACCAAUCCCGGUCGACCUAUGCCCAACGGUUGGCCGAGUUGCGGAGGAGGUGUGCUGGUGGACAGGUGCGACUGCCAGACCGGGGCGAAACGUUUCCCGCCCAUUGGGAGCGGGUCGCUCUUCCCCCUCCGGGCUCAAUGCCGGUGAGCGCGAGGUCUGCGUCGCCGAGAGUGGCUCAGAUGCUGGGCGAUUUCCGGAGGGAGAUGCUGAAGGAGGACGGCGAGGAGUGCGUCAGGGCCGCGGAGGUGAAGAACUACGUGGACCCGCGCUUCCGCCGAAAGAAGGACAUGCUGAUGCUGGCCAGGCGCAUGGCUCUGGCCGGGAUGUUGUGCCGCUGCGAGUCGAAGGUGGACGAGGUCGGGCUCUUCUGUGUGGUGAAGAAGGCCGAGAUCGUGGACGGCGAGCCCUUGGUGUCGUUGCGCUUGGUGUUCGACCAGCGGCGCUCCAACUUACGAUGGCGGUCGCCGCCGUGGUGUGCCAUGGGCGGUGUCAGUGCCAUGUCGUUCCUGGACGUGUCCGAGGAGAUGAUGGAGGAGGGCGCUCGGAUGGUCUUUGGGACUGGCGACCUCCCCGACUUCUACUACACGUUGGACUUGGGCGAGGCGAUCGCGCCCUACUUCGUGCUGCCUGGGGUCCGGGCUUCGGAGCUUCUCGACGUUCUCCCCUCGGACGCCUGCCUGAGUGGGUUGGGCGAGCACGUUGGUGCGCGGGUGGCGCUGAUGGGCUUUUCUUGGGCCUGCUGGAUGGCCCAGACGACCAUGGAGGACCUGUUCAACUCUGGUCCCUCCCUGGGCAUGCCCGCUCUCGCCGAGGAGCAGCGGCUGGCAGAAGGCGGUCCGCUGCCCCUGAUCAGUCGAGAGGUUCCCGCGGCCCACUACGAGUACAUCGACGACUUCGGCAUCAUCGGGGUGGACUACCCUCCCGUCGCCGACGCCGAGCCGCCCACGCAGGUCAGGGACAUCUGGUUGGGAGCCAAGUACUUGGUGAACGCCGCGGGCUUCAAUGUGCACAAGGACGACUGCUCGGGGCAGGCUCGGAUGAUCGGCGGGGACUUUGUGGGCACCCGCCUCGCCCCGAACCAGGACAAGAUGUGGCUGGCCGUGGCCGGGGUGAGCGAGAUCCUCAGGCAGCGGUCGGAGUUCCCGGACGCGGUGGCCAAGAUCGUGGGCAUCCUGUCCUGGGGCUUUCUGAUCACUCGAGGGGCCCUGAGCGUCUUCUCGGAGGUCUACCACUGGUGCAUGGAGUUCCGAGGGGGCCCCCGCCGUCGGCUGCCCGACGAGGUCCUUCGCGAGCUGGCCUUGGCAGCGGCGGUGGUGCCGUUGGUGUCUGUCGACCUGGCCAUGCCCUGGGACCCCACGGUGACGAUGUUCGACGCGAGCCUCUACGGCGGGGCUAUCAUCUCUGCCCAGGCCGACACCCAGGAGAUGCGUCGCGAGGGCGUCGAGCUCGGGACGCGCGUGAGAGCCCCUCCGGUGCACGCUUGCUGGGACGACAUGUCGAGGUGGAAGGAGACGGGUCAGGUGAUCGAGGAGCUGGCGGACAUCGCGGAGGAGGAUCCGUUCGCGCCGCUGCGGCUGGGCUGGCCCGUGAGGGCGAAGGUGCUGCGCUUCCUGCACCUCUGCAGCGGCCACACGCGCUCGGGCGACUUGGAGUUCUGGCUCGCGCGUCUCGCGGCCCGUCGGGGGUAUGUGAUGCAGUGCACGAACGUGGACAUCGGGUUCGGGCCGGAGUUCGACCUGUCCGAGGAGGUGAACGUGCGGAGGCUGGAGCUGCUCGCCGAGCUGGAGGUGGAUGGAGGCCAUGCUGGGCCCUCGUGCGCUACGUGGUCGAGGGUGCGCUUCCAGCCAGGAGGACCUCCUCCUGUGCGCCUCCGCUCGCACCCUUGGGGCCGUCCCGGUCUUCACGGCGCCGACUUGAGGAAGGUGGAGAUGGGCUCGGCGCAGUUGUUGAGCAGCCUGCGCGUGCUCAGGGCGAUUGGCCUCCGAGGUGGCUCGGUCUCGCUGGAGCACCCUGCCGACCCGGGGAAGCCUCCGUUUCCCUCGAUCUUCGCGACGCCCGAGGUGCUGGAGUGGGAGGAGACUCUCGGUGCCUACAGGGUGACCUUCCCUCAGUGCAUGUGGGGCUGCCCCGCUCUCAAGUUGACCACCAUCUCGGGAACAGCCAAGCACCUGCAGCGGUUCAUUCGCCCAUGUAUUCACAAGAACCACAUGGCGAGCUUGUGCGGGAAGGACGAGACUGGCCGCUUCAGGACGCGGGUAGCCCAGGCUUACUCGUCCGAGCUCUGCCGCGCGCUGGCGGAGCGCCACCUGGACGCUAUGCUGGACGGGCGCGAGCGGCGCGAGGCGGAGUUCACAGAGAGGGCCGUGGAGCUGCUGAUCAAGGAGACGCUCGAGCGGAGGCGGCGCGACAUCCGGGACAUCGACGUGCUGCCCGCCUCCUUCCUGGAGGCCUCAGGCUGA